UUGGUACCAUUGAUGUGGGGAAGGUGCGGCUGAUGUUCUGGGACCUGGGGGGGCAGGAGGAGCUGCAGGCACUGUGGGAUAAGUAUUAUGCAGAGUCCCACGGGGUCAUCUACGUCAUUGAUUCCACGGAUGAAACUCGUCUCUCAGAAUCCAAACUCGCCUUCGAGCGGAUGAUCAGCAGCGAGUCCUUGGAGGGGGUCCCUAUCCUGGUUCUGGCUAACAAGCAGGAUGUGGAGGGCUGUCUCUCUAUCCCAGAUAUAAAGACUGCUUUCAGUGACUGCAUUAACAAGAUCGGUAAGAGGGACUGCCUGACCCAGGCCUGCUCGGCGCUCUCGGGGACGGGGCUGAACGAGGGGGUCGAAUGGAUGGUUAAAUGCGUUGUGAGGAACAUACACCGCCCCCCCCGGCAGAAAGACAUCACAUAGGACCGUGCCCUGUGAUUGGAGGAUGGAGCUGUGCGGGGCGGCUGGGUAUGAGGGACUGUAGGGGCAUCGGAGUGGGCAGUGCCCGGGUACAGGCUGAUUCCUGUGUAUAGUUUGUAACCAUAGCAACCAACGCUGACAGAUUGAAUGCACAGCCAAUGGGAUGUGGGGGGGGGGGGUACUCCCCAGGGCUUAGUUUAUUCAUCUAAAUGUGAUGAACCAAUCAGGGGCCAACUCCCAGCAUCCAAUCCCAGUGGGAGGGAGUCCGGGCACCACCGAGGGGCCACAUGUAGGUUAGUGCCCCACUGAUCUGCCCAUUUCUGCCCCCCCCCAACCUGCCUUCUCCCCAUGACCCCAUAUCCUUUUCCCCCCCCGUGCCCCCCAGCCAGCGGUGGGCUCCCACACUCUGCGGAGGGGCUCAUUCUCAGGAAGUGAUGAUUGGGUUCAGCCCCCCCCCUGCCUUGUACCCCAGCGCCUCCCAUUAUUUAUUGAUACUCCCCCUAUUCCCUGUAUAACCCCCCCAUGUUACUUCCCAGGGUGCAUUGGGCUCAGCGGGCGUCAUGGUGUCUGUGUGCCUCAUACAAUGUGUCGUUGUGAAAAUAAAAUGUUAGUCACUUCCUGUGCUG
Molecule: messenger RNA, 1048 nt
Organism: Xenopus tropicalis (tropical clawed frog)
Lineage: Eukaryota; Metazoa; Chordata; Amphibia; Anura; Pipidae
Gene: arfrp1
Product: ARF related protein 1
Cellular component (GO): membrane; Golgi apparatus
Molecular function (GO): GTP binding; GTPase activity
Source: RefSeq, marked provisional